Messenger RNA from Prinia subflava (tawny-flanked prinia), 3585 nucleotides. It is a transcript of the gene WNT4, whose product is annotated as Wnt family member 4. Gene Ontology annotation, cellular component: extracellular region. The record is from RefSeq and is a predicted model, not a curated record. The transcript has 5 exons. Gene Ontology annotation, biological process: cell fate commitment; multicellular organism development; neuron differentiation. Gene Ontology annotation, molecular function: cytokine activity; frizzled binding. Bases 200 to 1255 code for a protein of 351 amino acids. Lineage: Eukaryota; Metazoa; Chordata; Aves; Passeriformes; Cisticolidae.
GGCCCGCCCCCGGCCCCGCUGCUCCAUCCCGGGACGGGCCGGGCGCGCUGACAGUCGGGCUCAGCGGCGGCCGCGGGAGCAUCAACCGGGCAGCGCCCGCCGCUCCUGCCCGCGCCCACCUGCGGCGGCGGCUGCCCCGGGCGCGGGGCGGCGGGGGCGCCGCCGGCUCGGCGCAGCCUCACCCCGCCUGCCCUCCAGGAUGAGCCCGGAGUAUUCCCUGCGCUCCUUGCUGCUCAUCAUCCUCGCCACCUUCUCGGCCAACGCCAGCAACUGGCUGUACCUGGCGAAGCUGUCCUCAGUGGGGAGCAUCUCCGAGGAGGAGACCUGCGAGAAGCUGAAGGGUUUGAUCCAGCGCCAGGUGCAGAUGUGCAAGAGGAACCUGGAGGUGAUGGACUCGGUGCGGCGCGGGGCCCAGCUGGCCAUCGAGGAGUGCCAGUACCAGUUCCGCAACCGCCGCUGGAACUGCUCCACGCUGGACACCCUGCCCGUCUUCGGCAAGGUGGUGACGCAAGGGACGCGGGAGGCAGCGUUUGUCUACGCCAUCUCCUCGGCGGGGGUGGCCUUCGCCGUGACCCGCGCCUGCAGCAGCGGCGAGCUGGACAAGUGUGGCUGUGACCGCACGGUGCAGGGGGGCAGCCCGCAGGGCUUCCAGUGGUCGGGCUGCUCCGACAACAUCGCCUACGGCGUGGCCUUCUCACAGUCCUUCAUCGACAUCCGUGAGAGGAGCAAGGGGGCCUCUUCCAACAGAGCCUUAAUGAACCUCCACAACAACGAGGCAGGGAGGAAGGCCAUCCUGAACAACAUGCGGGUGGAGUGCAAGUGCCACGGCGUGUCGGGCUCGUGCGAGUUCAAGACGUGCUGGAAGGCCAUGCCCCCCUUCCGCAAAGUGGGCAACGUCCUCAAGGAGAAAUUCGAUGGUGCCACAGAGGUCGAGCAGAGCGAGAUCGGAUCCACCAAAGUGCUGGUGCCUAAAAACUCCCAGUUCAAGCCGCACACAGACGAGGACCUCGUCUACCUGGACUCCAGUCCCGACUUCUGUGACCACGACCUCAAGAACGGGGUCCUGGGCACCAGUGGGCGGCAGUGCAACAAGACCUCCAAGGCCAUCGACGGCUGCGAGCUGAUGUGCUGCGGCCGCGGCUUUCACACGGACGAGGUGGAGGUUGUGGAAAGGUGCAGCUGCAAAUUCCACUGGUGCUGCUCCGUCAAGUGCAAACCCUGCCAUCGGGUGGUGGAGAUCCACACGUGCCGGUGAUGCACGGGGGAGAGCAGCCUCCUGUGCCCUCUUUAAGUGACCCUGCUUCUCCCUUGCCCCACAGCCAGGACUGAGGAAGUGACCCAGACGCUGCAGGGAGAGCACAGCUCUUUACAGAGACAGAACCACAGAGAAAAACAGAUUUUAAAGAAAAAAAUAUUUAAAGUUUAAAAAAACUGAUCAUUGUUGGCUUUUUUUUUUUUUAAUUUUGUUGUGUCUGCUUUGCUGUAUUUUGGUGAAGCCAGAGCCCCUUGGUGCCAGCAGACACCUUUGCUUUCUUGGCUGUCUGGAGACCUGUGUGAUGCCAGCUCCUGUCAGAUGGGCUCCUGCUGCUUUUGGUGCUGCAGACAAGAAGUGUUUAAGGCAAGGGUAGUGCAGCAUUUGAAAUCUUCUAUUGCAGUUAUUUUUGUUUGUUUAAAGGCAUGUGCUGAGCAUCCUGGAGCACCGCUGCCCUGGCUAAGCCUCAGGAAGGAAGGAGCGCAGCCAGGUGCAUGGCAAGGGACAGGCAGGUGGUGACAGGGUGGCACUGUCCCCCAAGAGUUAAGUGCUACGUGGAGCUCAGCCAAGGUCAUCAGUUUAUGAGGGCAGUGGGAGACACUCCUGCACUUCCUUGUUGUGGGAUGCUCAAAUGUCUCCUGGGCACUGGAUGGAUUUUGGAGCAGCUCCAGUGACUGCUCUGAUUUACACAAGCUCCUCAGUGGCUGCCUAGGGCUAUUGGAGGACACCAUGGUCCCACCACGCUCCCCUUCCCCUAUCUCUUCUCCAGACCUGGUUCCACUGGAGACAGUGAAGGGCAGUGAUAUCUGCAAUCCACUGACUCUUAGUGAAGCUGGGAGCUGAUGGGAGAAAAACCAAGUUGAUUUCUUCUCCUCUCUCCCAUAAUUGCCCCCCACCUCGCAUACAUCCCACAACAGGUCUCCUCUUUCUCCUCCACGUGCCUGUUCUCCUCACUCAGGAAGGCACUGGGGAACAGUCCCUGUCCUGCUGAAUGCUGAGAAAAACAAAAGUUUAAAGUGAAGCAAUUGUUGGGGGUGGAGAAAUGCUGGUGCUCUGCCUCUGUUGCUGUCUCACCUUUAGGAAGGCACAAGAGAAGGACUCAGCCAGGGGGAUGCUGCCAUGUGUGCCCUGGUCACAGAGAUUUAGUGCAUCAGGGCCAGCUGUCCUGUCCUGCUCCCUGGGACCCUGCCACGAGGAUAAGGCACUGUCUGGCCUGCACUGGCUCCCCUCUGCCUAGGACUGGGUUAGUGCAGAGUCUUUGCUGUUGGGCUGCAGUAUGAAAUAUUUGGAGAACUAAUAAGCAGAGGGGCACUGCAAGGGAAGGUGGAAUGUGUGAACCAGUUCCUCUCUCCCUCUCCCACUGGUCUAUGAGUCAAGAAAUAAAAGGGAAGCAGAAAAAAACCUCAAAAUGGCACCUCAAGACAACAGGUGAGCAUUGCUGAGCCCUCCUGUGCAGGAGGGAGCUCCCUGCAUGGUCCAGAAAAGCCCAGAGCUAUGGCCAUCCCCCUCCUGGCUGAAGGAGGGGCUCCCUGCAAACCUGCAGUCUUCUUGUUCUUCCUUGAGAGGGGGAAAGGCUGGGGAAAUGCACAGGCAAUGUGAAAUCCCAUCUGUGCCAUGGCAGUGAUGAGCCUGUGGUCACUGGAAGGUCUCCAGGCACCAUCUGCUGACAACUGACUUGAAGCAGUGCAGGGCAAGGGAGGUUUGCAUUAGGGCAAACCCCAGCACAGCCCAGCUGCCUCUCUCCUGCCUGCUCAGCACCAGUUCCAAAAAAACUCCAGCAAAAUGUGCCAGAUGGUGGGGAGGGACACCCCAGGUGCGUCCUGAGGUGGAGCACCAUGGGUUGAUCCAUUUCAGUUCAAACCAGAGAUCUCACCAGAGCAAGGUUUGCCUCUCUCAGAUGGCUCAGUUGGCCAAGGUGCAGCAUUAAUUCUCCAGGUGGGGGGAGGAAUCCAAGCUUUGCCUCCCCUGGUUCCAUCUCUUCAGCCCCCCAAGGCUGCAAAUCCUCAAAUAUCUUAGAGACAGUUCUUCCCUUCCCAGCUCAUGCAGAGGAGGUCACAGACCUCAGGCCAUUGGCCAAGUCUUCUGGUACUUGUCCAUCUCGGAUGAGGGCCAAAGCUGAACAAGAAAAUCCAAAUCAGCGUGGAGAUAAUCUCUGCACAUGGGCUUUUUUCAGGCUGCAAUGAAAGCUAAGCCCUGCAAACGCCACCCAGGGAUAGUUUGUCUCUGCAGCACUCUGGCUCUUCUCAUAACUGUAAGUUUCAACACCAGAGGGGGGUUUAGAAAUGCGUUUUAAUAUUUACUUUGUCUAUUAAAUAAUGAGUUUGUGCUGAACA